Molecule: messenger RNA, 1832 nt
Organism: Ylistrum balloti
Lineage: Eukaryota; Metazoa; Mollusca; Bivalvia; Pectinida; Pectinidae
Product: isocitrate dehydrogenase [NADP], mitochondrial-like
Exons: 9
Coding region: 31-1377 (448 amino acids)
Biological process (GO): isocitrate metabolic process
Cellular component (GO): mitochondrion
Molecular function (GO): magnesium ion binding; NAD binding; isocitrate dehydrogenase (NADP+) activity
Source: RefSeq, a predicted model, not a curated record
UUGCCGGUCUCUGGAACAAGUGCGAGCAAAAUGGCAAGUCCAGUAAUCUCUGUUACACGUGCUCUCGGCCGUGCAGGUAGAGCAUGGAACAAUCUUGUGACACCUGCAUCCGUCAGUGUCUCUCAGAAGAGACAAUAUGGCGCUCAGGGCCAGAGGAUCAAGGUAGCCAAUCCUGUUGUGGAACUGGACGGAGAUGAGAUGACCAGGAUUAUAUGGGAGAAGAUUAAGGACACGCUGAUUCUCCCAUACCUGGAUGUUGACCUGAAGUACUACGACCUUGGUUUGCCAUACAGAGACCAAACAGAUGACCAGGUCACUAUUGACUCGGCUCUUGCCAUACAGAAGUACAACGUAGGUGUGAAAUGUGCCACCAUCACCCCUGAUGAGGAACGAGUAGAAGAAUUUAAGCUAAAGAAGAUGUGGUUGUCGCCCAAUGGAACAAUCAGGAACAUUCUCAAUGGCACUGUGUUCCGUGAACCUAUUCUCUGCGAGAAGAUCCCACGUCUAGUGCCUGGCUGGACACAACCCAUCGUCAUUGGACGUCAUGCUUUCGGAGACCAGUACAAAGCUACAGAUAUGGUCAUCAAGGGAAACGGCAAAUGCGAAAUUGUGUUCACUCCAGAAGGUGGAAAAGAAGAAAGAACAGAGGUGUUUACCUUCACAAAAGGGGGUGGUUGUAUGAUGGGCAUGUACAACACAGACGAGUCCAUCACUGGCUUUGCCCAUUCAAGCUUUCAGUAUGCCAUCAAUAAAAAAUGGCCACUGUACAUGUCCACCAAAAACACCAUUCUCAAACGUUAUGAUGGACGCUUCAAGGACAUCUUUGAGAGCAUUUUCCAGAGUGACUACAAGGCAGAGUUUGACAAGUUGGGAAUCUGGUACGAACACAGAUUAAUUGAUGAUAUGGUGGCUCAGGCUCUCAAGUCCAGCGGUGGCUUUGUUUGGGCAUGCAAAAACUACGACGGAGAUGUGCAGUCAGAUAUUGUUGCCCAAGGUUACGGUUCCCUUGGACUGAUGACUAGUGUAUUGGUGUGUCCUGAUGGUAAAACCAUUGAAUCUGAGGCUGCCCAUGGAACUGUCACCCGCCAUUACAGAGAACACCAGAAGGGUAACCCCACUAGUACAAAUCCUGUAGCCAGCAUCUAUGCCUGGACUCGUGGUCUUGAACACCGUGGAAAGCUUGAUGGAAACCCAGAGCUUGUCAGAUUUGCCACCACCCUGGAGAAGGCCUGUGUAGACACUGUUGACUCUGGAAGUAUGACAAAAGAUCUUGCUGGCUGUAUAUAUGGAAUCAAAAAUGUGAAGCCAGAACACUACCUUAACACAAUGGACUUCCUGGAGGCCAUCCGUACAGACUUGGAAAAGAAGAUGAACUGAUGACACUUGACAUAGUCAUGGAAUUAUCUAAUACAAUCAUUGGAUGCAGACUAGGCAGCUUUGCAAUCUAAGAACAUUUUUGUGGGGCGAGUGUAGAUCAUUCGUCACUUCAAACAGUCAUUCCCCACAUUUGUCUAUUUAAUAUGUAUUUUUUGUUGCCGUUAAUUUCCCCCUGUGUGCUAACACUGACCUGGCGGUGCUGUAUGUUCCCCAGUUCUACAGUGAGGAGAAAACCACAAUGUGCCAAAGGUUGAAAUCUUAUUAAAUUCUUUCUCUGGCAUGUUAAUAUCUCAGAAGAAAAGUAAUUUAAAAGAACUUUGAUAUAAAUUUGAUGGUGAAGCAUUUUGGUUGCAUUUAGAAUGGUUGUACAAUUUUCUACAGUUUUCAUGCGUGAACAAUAUAAUACAGAGUUACUCUGUGUGUGCAAGAUAAUAAAACAGAUCAGUAGUGACAAA